AUGUUCUAUUUCGACGAGGAUCAUAUGGAAAAUGGUUUCGACGCACCGCUAGCAUCGGACAACGAAGAGAAGCAACGGGUCUGCGAAACACACCAUCGGCGGCGGCAAGAGCAAGUUGGUGGUGAGGGUGAAGCACAAAAACCGACUAACGAACAUCUACAAAACAGCAAAGAGUGGCAGCUAGCAAAGAAUUCGGGUUCCACAACGACAUCAUCUAUAGGAAGCUACGGCGGUGGUCGUUGUUCUUCGGAGGCAACGACAGGAAGUUCUCCUCACGACUUUAUUUCGAGUCGCUUUUCGGAUCAUCCUGUAGAGGGAGAAUUUGAUGGUCUAAGUAAUGGAGAAUCAGAAUCCGAAGAACAGCCUGCCGAACUUGUUCCAUUAGGCAUGCGUACCUAUAGCUUGUCUGGUUGUAAAGCACGUUAUCAUAAAAAGGCUCGAAGCCAUUUUGCAGAUUUCUACAAGCUAGUGGAUGAUCAUCUUGGGUCAGGAGCAUUUGCAAAUGUUAAAACGGGUAUCUCACUCGCAACUGGUAAAGAAUUCGCUAUUAAAUUGAUUGACAAACAUAAAGCGGGUCAUACACGCUCACGUGUUAUGCAUGAAGUUGAAACAUUUAAUCUAUGCAAAAAUCAUCCAAACAUCGUGCAGUUGCAUGAGUGGUUCGAAGACCAUGACCGAUUUUAUUUGGUGUUCGAAAAAAUGCGCGGUGGUCCUCUACUCGAUCAUAUCCAACGCAAGAAAUUUUUUACGGAACAAGAAGCAAGCAAAGUAACAAAAGACAUUGCCACAGCGCUCAAAUUUUUACAUGAUCGAGGAAUUGCACAUCGUGAUGUGAAACCAGAAAAUGUAUUGUGUUCAGAUGUCGAUCGCGUAAGCCCGGUGAAAUUAUGUGAUCUCGAUCUUGCAAGUAAAGCGAGUCCUCCAUCUCCACCGCGACUAACUAAUGUCAACAGUGAGCCAGAUUUAGCAAGCCCUGUAGGAAGUGCGGAAUUUAUGGCUCCGGAGGUAGUGGAUGCUUUCGUUGGCGAUGCACUUAAAUAUGAUAAGCGGUGCGAUAUGUGGUCACUUGGUAUUAUUGUUUAUAUCAUGAUAUGUGGUUAUCCACCGUUUUAUGGAGAAUGCUGGCGUGAAAAUUGUGGCUGGGAUCAGGGUCUGGCUUGCAACGACUGUCAGGAAAGUUUGUUCAAACGCAUUCAACGGGGCCAGUUCGAUUUUCCGGCGCCGGAAUGGGAAAACGUGAGUGAGGAAGCAAAGGAUCUCAUUUGCCAUCUGCUGGUUAAGAACGUGCGCCAGCGUUUCACUGCCGAUGAAGUAUUAAAGCACCCGUGGGUGAAGAAUGGCGCACCAGAAACCAAACUGCAAACUCCGGGAAAUUUAUUCCGCAAUGAUAGUACUCGUGAUGUUCAUCAGAUGCAGGAGCAUUUCAAUGUGAUGAAUCGUAUUGUUGCAGCGCGACUAAGUGCUCGAAUGGAGCAAAGUGAACAUGAUUCUGAUGAAUCAAUCGAUGAACGACCAAUCUUAAGAAGAUCACCGGAAUACAAAAUAUUUGAAGAUAUUACGGCAGAUAAAAGUCCGGUGAAACCAGUCGAGUCGAAACAAUCGUACAAUAUAGUUACCACAAAAGUUGAAGCAACGUUUCGGAAGCAGUCAUCUAAUCCAAAUCGUGCUAUGUCAAGGAAACAAAAUUCUGAAAGACAAAGUGUCAAAAAAUUAGUGUUUCGUAAAGCUCCGAGUUAUGGCCAUAAUAUUGUACAAUGUGCCGCUCCAGCAAUGCCUUUCAUGAAUGGAGUCAACGGUAGUAGUCAGUACUCCUUGCACAUGUCACAGAUAUCAUUGCCUUCUCCAUUACGGUAUACAGAUGGAGUGCCGUUAUUACAUGCUCCACAUGUUAUGCCGCCACCACCUUUCCAUUCGCCAGGUCAAAUUGUCAAUAUGAAUGGAAUGAUUCUGUAUCCACGUAUGCUGCCGCAACCCAUCUAUCCUCCACAGCAGUUGUCAUCACAACAAAUGUUUCAUGUCGUUUCUCCAUCGUAUGUUGCCAAUACCGCUGUUCGUAUGAUACCCUAUCAAACAACUUACGGCAAUAAUAACUUCCAUGAGGUAGAUAGAAGACGAAAGCUACAGUGUAAUGGAAUGAUGCAAAGAGCUCAGCUGCAACAGUCUUUGGGUAGGCAAGUCCGACGAACGAUGGUAACUGUACGUUCUGCUGCAAAUCUCGCUAGACCAUCUUUCAGCGAUAAUCCAACUGAACAACUGGAAACUUGCCAAGGUGCUAUGGUCAAGCAGGAUUCAAAAACAGACUUACAUCAGUGUCAAGCACGUGAAACUCAGGUCAACGUCUAA
This is a messenger RNA of Acanthocheilonema viteae, 2343 nucleotides long. The record is from the annotation of a GenBank genome assembly. NCBI's taxonomy places the organism in Eukaryota, Metazoa, Nematoda, Chromadorea, Rhabditida, Onchocercidae.